AUGGCGUCGCCGCGCCUGAGGGAGCGGGGAAAUGGAGCAGAGGGACCUAAGGACAUUGCUUCCACUGGUGCAGCUCCCACCGACAUGGAGCUCGUGUCCUCCAUGAUGCAAAAAAUUGCUCUGUUGGAACAAAAAGUAAAGAAACAAGCAGAGGAAAUCCAAUUGAAGGACAGGAAGAUUGCUGAACUUAAGGGGAAGAUGAAGACCCCCCUUCAGAAAGCAGAAGAUGCUCCUGACUCACCCAGAGCAGAGGAUCUAGAAACGAGGUGCCUUCGGCUGCAGACCCAGGUCUGGGAGAUGGAGCGGUUUCUAAAUGACUAUGGUCUGAUUUGGGUUGGAGAGAGUCAUGAACAACUCGAAGACUUAGAAGCAUGCAAGGACGAAGAAGAACUGCCUGCAAGGAGGCUCUGGAAGCCAGGUGAAACAAUUGCUUCAAAAUUCCAGAUUGAUUUUGACUUAGUUUUGGAAAACGUGAAGGAUUUGAACGCGCUGGCUGGGGAAGGCCUUUCUGAGAUCGAGCACACGCCUCAGGGCGCUCGCUUGAGGCAGCCAGAAUCCCUCCCCCUCACACUGUAUGGAGAUGGGAUGGUCAUGGGCAACGGACCCUUUCGGCCCUAUGAGGAACCGUCCUCGCAGCAAUACCUGCGGGAUAUCAUGGAUGGCUAUUUCCCUUCAGAGCUACAGCCACGCUACCCCAACGGCGUUCCUUUACAGGUCACCGACAAGAGGGACGUGGUAUUCCGGGAGAGACACCUUCCAGGGAGCUUUCCUGGCCCUGGCCAAGUGGUUGGCCAUUCCAAAUCAAGUGAGCUACAGGAAACCACGGAGAUCCCAG
Molecule: messenger RNA, 835 nt
Organism: Tinamus guttatus (white-throated tinamou)
Lineage: Eukaryota; Metazoa; Chordata; Aves; Tinamiformes; Tinamidae
Source: RefSeq, a predicted model, not a curated record